AUGACCCACGAAUCCGAAGAAUUCCUCACCGAACUCCCUCCAAUCCCAGAGGAUGAAUUCGUCGUCUUCGGCACUGUCUACGCUCAUCCAGAGCACGCGGAUGCCCUAGAAGCCGUCUAUGCGGAGACCACUCGCCUCGCACAGUUCGAGCCCGGCUCGAUUUAUUACUGUAUCUGCAGAGAUGCUGACGAUCCUAAUAUCUUCCAUUUCUUCGAGCGCUAUGCGGGACGUCAGGCAUUUGAGGAUCAUAAUGCACAACCGAUUAUCCAGAAACUUAUGGCGGAUCAAUAUAUCAGGGGGGUGAAGGCGAAGUUCAUGAAGGCUAUAUUACCGGGAGAGAAAUGA
Molecule: messenger RNA, 345 nt
Organism: Penicillium odoratum
Lineage: Eukaryota; Fungi; Ascomycota; Eurotiomycetes; Eurotiales; Aspergillaceae
Product: putative quinol monooxygenase
Exons: 1
Coding region: 1-345 (114 amino acids)
Source: RefSeq, a predicted model, not a curated record